UUUUAAUACAACUACAACCGCCGCGCCGCCGACGUAAACAAAUUGCCCCUUUAAAAAAAAAAAUUAAAAAAUAAUUGUGCAUGUUUUUUGUAUGUUCUUGUGAUAUAAAUUUUUAUUGUGGUGUUAUACAAGCCCAGCCAAUUUAUCCAAUCAAUCAUAUUCGUAUAAAAGAAAAAAUUACCCCAAGUGACGUCGAAACGAAUUUGCCAAAUGCGCCUGAACUGAAUUUUAUGAUACAAACAAAACACAGCUAAAACCAACAAUAGAAAAUAGGAAAAACGAAACGCUUAAACAACGCUGGCUGCUACUGGUGUAAAUGGUGUAUGGAAUAAUAGUGGUGGAAUGCAUGCGAAAAAGGAAAAAAGCCAAAACGAACGAAAAAGUCGUAAAAAUUAAAAGGUGCAUUGUAAACAUUCAUUCGGGAAUUUAGUGAAUAAAAUCCCCCAAAAGGUGUGGAGUAUCGUGGACAGGCAAGAAAGAACGUAAACAUAAGACUGACUGACAGCAGCACUCUUUUUUUUUUGUGUGCUGGGACUGAAACGAAUUUGAACUGAGUUAGAAAUUAAAAAAAAAAAUAAUUGAAGAAUUGUCGUCAAUACGGAAGUGGCCCCUAAAAAAAGACUGCAUGGAACUGUGAGUAGCAAACCAGAGCGAAAGGAAAGGAUCCAAAGAAACGAAACAAAACCAAAACAAAGACAACUGCGACACCUGCAAUCAUACGAGUGACGAGAAGGAGUGCAGAAAAGUGCAAACACUACACAAAACCUCGACAUCGAAGAAUCAACAUCAUCGCUGCUGAGGAGGAAGAGCACCAUUAAUGCUAUCCUACGUAAUACCUGCCCAGGAAACAUCGGCUUCAAAUGGUGGCCGUGGUGCAACGUCGCAUCAAGGAGACGUUGGUGAGGCACAGGCAGGACCAUUGCUUUCGUCACCACGCAAUAGCCUAAGUCUUAGAUUAAACUCGCAAUACAUGGCUGGAGCAGAUUCCCAUACCGAGGUGGAUGCCCUGCUGGCAAAUGUGAAUGUGGCAUCUGCUGGUGGCCAUGAGUACUAUGACGAUGAACGCACCCAUUUGCUGAACGACACAAACCACACAUCAUCGACUCCGGUGGUUAAGCGUCAGAAUAGUAAUGGCAGCAAUAGCAACAACAACAACUCUUUCAGCCUGAACAACAAUAGAAGAAACAGUAAUGGCAGUAGCGGUGCUGGUGGUGGUGCUUUAGCGGAAGCCACUGCCACUUCGGCAGAGGGCUGUGGCGAUGACGUUGUCAAUGUUAAUGUUUGUGGCAUAGCUGAGGAAACAUUUUCCACUGACGCUAUCGCAUCCCACCAACAUCAACAUAGUGCGGCAACCGAUGUCAGCAAUAAGUUGCCAGCACAGCCCGAAGAAUCCCAGAAUCCCCGCCAACAAACGAUCGCAGCUAACACAAAGAAGCCCAAACUCAGCAAAUUGGGUUCAAACAAAACGGUCGGACUGAAAAGGGUAUCAUUUGGUUCCUCCAAAGGCUCCAUGGUAGAAACAUUGGUGUUUGAAACGCCAACACCAUUGUCUGAACAUGUGGAGCCAAGUUUUGGAUUUGGUUCAGAUGGAGACUACAAAUCAAAUAUGGAUGACAGCGGCAUAGAGGUUCAAGAAGAGUCAGAACGUUCUAUAGUGCGAGUAUCAAUAUAUCAAAGUAGUAAACCGCAACAAAUUUGCCCUCCCGAGUAUUUUACGAAAUUCGAAGAUAACUUAGAUAAUUCUUUAAGUAAUUAUAAUUGUAAUUUAGACGACAUAAUGACGACAGCAUCACCAAUUCCCGGUUAUGACAGACAGCAAAGUACUGACUCUGGCUGGGAUAAUCCCUUUCGCCCUGGUGGCGAUUUAUCUAGAGAGGCUGAUGAAAUUGUUAAAAUGAUAAGUGGAGGUAAGCCCAUAACACCCACAGAAGAUAAUGCGAUAGCCAAUGGAAAGUCACAGAGUAAUGGUACUAGCAAUGGUACGGUAGUAACUGAAGAUAUAACAAAAUCCAAUGUAUCGCAAAAUCAGUCCGCACAAAAUGGUACUCAUAGGGUGCAGCCAACCGCAGCAGCAGCCGGUGGCGGAGGAGGAGCUGCCGCUAAACCAACAGAAAACAAUGGUGUUACAUCUCUAGCUCAAGUCUCAAAGCAAGUGGUACCUGGACCUACGUCGGCUAGUCAUGUUGUUAUAGACGAAAAGAAAAAUAAGAAAAAGGGCUGUUGUGUUAUCCAAUGAACGAAUGCAGCGGUUCCGAACAUGUUUACAAUGCUGUUGAUAGUGGUUAGAAGGAGAAUGGGGAAAAUAGAGCGAGCAACUGAUGAUGAAGAUAAUGAUAAUGAUGACGAUGAUGAUGAUAUGCAUGAUGAAUGUGCCGUCGCCGCCGCCGCCGCCAACGACGGUGUGCACCACUUAGCAUGCCUAUUUGUUUAUGUAUAGAAAAACAAAAAAACUAUAUAUAUAUAUAUAUAUAUAUAUUAUAUAUUAUUCCUAAUAUAUUUUUUACUAAGCAUAUUUAUUAUUUAUAUAUUAUACAUGUUUUGCGACAACGGCAACAGCAAAGGCAAACAACCGGCAAUGGCAACUAUGUAACCAUGAUGUAGUAGUAAAGAAACAACAACAACAACAACAACAAAAGAAAAGAAAGCAAAAACACAAAACACAAACAACAGCAACAUCAACCACCACAACAAACAACCACUAUCCCAAAAUCAAAAUCAAUUAACGAAAAAAAAAUUACUGACAAAGAGAAACAAAGUGAUUGAUAGAAAAGGAAACUAUAAUCACCAAGAUCUAAGGAUCUUUUCAGUUUGUCCUUCGUUUUGUAGGGUUUUUCUGGUCAGUCUUUCCUUUUUUUAAACUUCCUGUUUCCCUUUUAUAUAUGCUCCCUACACUACUGUUGUUUUAUUUUUUUGUUUCUUAUUUUUAUUAGAAAUAGUCUAUGAAAGGGAAGCUAUCUUUGUGUACACAUCCAUUAUACUGUGUUAGUACUUUUUUAUUAUUAUUAUUAUUUUAAAUAUACUCGUAUUUAUUUUUAUUUUUAUAUUAAUUUUUUUUUAUUUAUUUUCUUUUUAAUCUUGUUCUUCUUUCGUUAUUUUUCGUCUUUUGUUUUGUUUGUCUCGUUUUUGUUUGUUAAUGUGUCCCUCAUGUCCCUGAGAAGAAAAAUUAUAACGCAUUUAAUAAACCAAGAGCAAAACAAUUUCUGCACAGAUGCCACCACCACCAC
This is a messenger RNA of Stomoxys calcitrans (stable fly), 3224 nucleotides long. RefSeq names its product WD repeat-containing protein DDB_G0292056. NCBI's taxonomy places the organism in Eukaryota, Metazoa, Arthropoda, Insecta, Diptera, Muscidae. The transcript has 6 exons. The record is from RefSeq and is a predicted model, not a curated record. The coding region runs from base 818 to 2236 and encodes 472 amino acids.